Messenger RNA from Cydia fagiglandana, 1958 nucleotides. RefSeq names its product CLIP domain-containing serine protease B4-like. Gene Ontology annotation, biological process: proteolysis. The transcript is spliced from 8 exons. NCBI's taxonomy places the organism in Eukaryota, Metazoa, Arthropoda, Insecta, Lepidoptera, Tortricidae. The record is from RefSeq and is a predicted model, not a curated record. The coding region runs from base 34 to 1125 and encodes 363 amino acids. Gene Ontology annotation, molecular function: serine-type endopeptidase activity.
GAUACGAUACACCGCUACCUAACUUAUAAGAAAAUGCGCCUCAAAGUUACUUUUGUGUGUGUGUUUAUUUGGUUUAUUUGUGGUCGAGUGACCACAAUAGUUAUUAAAAAUAACUGUAGCGAUUGCAUUGGCUACAAAUCAUGUCCCGCUGCCGUGGUAGCCACAGACAUGGCUCUGUACCCACAGCUUGACAACGCCGACUGCGGGCUAGACGAUGCCGAGCUACGGAAGAUAUGCUGUGCCAAGCUGACAGCUGCAGUGGAAAUCGCAAUGGCGAACACCCUUCAUUACCAUCCAAACGUUCUCCUGUUAUCAGAUAAUUGUGGCAUCGGGGAGGAAGAUGGUUAUGCAGACAAAAUCGCUGGCGGGGUUCCGGUGCUGAAGCUGUACGAGUAUCCAUGGAUGGUUUUCAUAUCCUAUAAAACACCUGAGGGUAUUCAGUUCCUGUGCGCUGGUAGCCUCAUCAAUGAGCGUUACGUGUUGACCUCGGCCCGAUGUCUCACAGGCCAUGUGUUCAGUGUGAGGAUACGAGUUUAUGAGCACUUGGACUGCCAGGGAGCUUCGUUCGGAUGUGAAGCUAGUAUACAGGACAGACUCAUAGAAGAAGCUAUUCCUCAUCCGGGGUACGUCCACAAGCCAUUAGUCAUAAGAAAUGACAUCGGACUACUGAGGCUGGAAAAUCCUGUGAAUCUAUCAUUCAACGACGAUGGCACAAUUUGCUUGCCGGUGACCCCGUCCAUGCGACACCGCAAUAUAGUCGGGCAGCCAGCUACCGUCGCCCACAGAGAGCAAUCGGAGGAAAGCUACGAGUCGGCCACACUGCUCUAUGUCAACGUGUCCGUACACACUGCCCAGUACUGCUGGGAGCAGUACAAAAGAGUCUUAAAAGACCGCGAAGGAGAGGACAUGGUCAACAAGAUCUGCUCUAGCGCCGACCACAAGGGUCCCUGUAUAGGGUUCGCCGGAGCCCCUUUAAUGGUGUGGGAUCGAUUUGGGGACCGUGAUCGAUUUAUCCAGUAUGGCAUCGUGUCGACCGGAGACAAUCGGUGCGGCAUUCUUUACCCUAAAGUGUAUACUGACGUCACCAAAUACAUGGUGUGGAUUUUGAACACGAUAAAACCAUAGGUAUAAGGAUGGCGAGGAAGGAAAUGAACUAUUUGUAAACACGAUUUUGUUAAUGACUUAUUAAAAGAACUUUAUUAAAUUAUAUAUAUUAAGUUGAUAAUCUAUUUUACUGUCCAGUUUUUAUCCAGUUAUUCUUAAAUUGAGUAAAAACAUGGGACCGUCAUCCAUAGAUUGGAUUGUAUUCUCCAGAGCCGCUUUAAUGGUGUGGGAUCAGUCUGGGGACCGUAACCGUGACGUAACGUGUCAUACCUACGGACCAAACCGUUACGACACGCCUUUUCCUGAAGUCUACUCCACCAAGUAGAUGGCGUGGAUUUUGAAUACGAUAAAACCGUAUAUCAGAAUAGCGUUAGACUUUGGAAGGAAGAUGGGGAAGGUAAUGAAUUAUUUAUAAACACGAUUUUGUUAAUGGCUCAAUAGCUAAGUAUUGUUAAAAUAGUAAUGGUGUACUUUAUUAAAUUAUAUACAUAAGCAUUGGUCUAUUUUACAGUUUGUAUCCGAACAGUCUAAAAAAAGCAAGUUCCGUGAUCUAUGAUGUCGCUUCGCCUAAUUUUGAUAUUAAUUUGUUGUUGUAAUUUCAGGCCAAAACACGAGACUGCACGGAAAUAAUUAAUCCCCUGCACGUAUUAGGUACGCUCUCUCUAAUUUAGUCAUGAGCUGAUUGCAGAUAAAAGUGUCAGUACAAUAAUACAACAUUUAGAAACAUAGAAAAAUAAUGAUUUAUUUAUGUCUAUUUUAAAACAAUAAAUAAAUAUAUAAACUCUUUGUAGUUUCAAGCCAAACUUCAUUCAACGUUUUCCAUCAACAAAGAAAUUCGGAAGAUCAGUGCCCUG